GCUUCAAAAAAAAAGAUCCUUUAUUUCAAGAUUUAAUUAAUCCAUUUUGCUCCUGUAUAUUGGUUUGGCCUUGAUACGUGUUCAGUUUCUGUGACAUUGACUACUGCGUAUUUGAAGGCAAGGGAACUUGCCACGGGACGGGGAAGAGUGACUCUCAGCUACAACUAAUAAAAUGCUUGACUAGAUAAAGCUUUGAGCAACCUGGUCUGGUGACGUAGCUGGCCCUGCUUUUUGAGCAGGCGGCUGGACUGCGUGACCUCCUGGCAUCCCUUCCAUCCUGAAUUAUUCUAUGAUUCAUUACUAGAUCAUGUAAGGAGUGCCUCAUUUAAAUAGCUAGUGCUUUAGUUGAGCUGUCAAAUCUUGGCCAUCAUGCUGCAAAAUAACAUCUACGUGUUAAAUCUGUUUCCUUUUGGCCACUUGUAGAUAAUAGGAAACACCUUACAGUUUCUCCACAUGUAACAAAAUAGUGUUAUUUGGCUGCUGCCAUUUUGCUUUGAGACUCACACGCACUUACUGGCUGUUUUCAAUAAUAUCAGUUAAUGACAAGUAGGCAGGGUGUCAUAUAAUGUAUACAAUUUGUGGCAAUGCACCUAUAUUGUAGAAAAAGUACAUCAAGGGAUAGUAUGUGAGUGAGCUCCUAACAAUUACACUUACAGAGCAGGCUGACUCUUAGGAAAACUGGUUUCAGAUAGUCUAAAUGUUAGUUUGCUCAAAUUUAUCUUGUUGUAUGUCAAUAUUAAAACCGUGCAAGAAGAGGGUAUGAUAGUAUUUAACUUGGCAAGGGAUUUAACUUGGUAAGGGACUGACUUACAAUUUUCAGUUUCAAUGUUAUGGACUUCAAAAUGACAGCCCUUCUUUCAGUGUUCCCUGUAUAAGACUGAGUCUAGGAAGUGGAUUAUUGCCUGUAUUUCCAGGCUGCGGAGUCAGCAACUGCCCGUCAGGAAGGAUGGGGGAGGAGAGGGAAUCCUUGCCAUUUAUCAAGGGGCAGCUGAGGCUUCAAAUUUGGCCCUCUGACAAGAAAAGAUGGUUGUCCCAUUUCUCAGGAUUUGGUCUCGUUCUCUGGUAAAUCAUAGUAAAAUAAUUUUGCUGCCAAGAUUGUUUAAAAGCAAAUCCCUGCUUCAGGUUUAUGUUUAAGGGUAGGACUUACAUACUUCAUUCUCUUCACGUUUGUAAGACUGCUCUAUGAGCAUCGGACUGACUGUCUGAUGGCUGUUUAAUAUCGUUAAUUAGGUUGAGUUAACACUGGGGUCUUUAAAAAUGUCAGCAUCUUUCUUGUUUGCCUUCAGCCCAAAUGAGUUUUCAAUUCACUGUUCUCUGCAUUUCCAGAUAAUUAAAAUCCCUGAAAACGUGUUUGCAGCUGACACGUCAAAGACAUUCGGAGUUCCAGCUAGAAACCAAGAAAUGCCGGUUGCGUCUAGAACAUCAUGGCCAGUUCAGGAGACCUCAUGGAAGGAGAGCUUUAUUCUGCUCUCAAGGAGGAAGAGGCCUCUGAAUCAGUUUCAAGUACAAACUUCAGUGGGGAAAUGCACUUCUAUGAGCUUGUGGAAGACACAAAAGAUGGGAUCUGGCUGGUACAGGUCAAUGAAUGGUCCUUGAAGAUAAGGAAAGAAAUGCGAGUGAUUGAUAGACAGAUCAGAGAUAUUCAGAGAGAAGAGGAAAAGGUGAAGCGAUCAAUAAAGGAUGCUGCCAAAAAGGGUCAGAAGGAUGUAUGUGUGAUCUUGGCAAAGGAGCUGAUCCGCUCUCGAAAGGCUGUAAGCAAACUCUACGCGUCCAAAGCACACAUGAACUCUGUUCUCAUGGGGAUGAAGAACCAGCUUGCUGUUCUCAGAGUAGCAGGUUCACUGCAGAAGAGCACAGAAGUGAUGAAAGCUAUGCAAAAUCUAGUAAAAAUCCCAGAAAUUCAAGCAACAAUGAGAGAAUUGUCCAAGGAGAUGAUGAAGGCUGGCAUUAUUGAAGAAAUGCUAGAGGAUACUUUUGAAAGCAUGGAAGAUCAAGAGGAAAUGGAAGAAGAGGCAGAGAUGGAAAUUGAUAAAAUCCUCUUUGAAAUAACAGCUGGGGCCUUGGGUAAAGCAAAAAAAGUCACAGCCCCUCUUCCGGAGCCAGAACCCAUGGGAGCUGCUGCUGCUGCUGUUGAUGAGGAAGAAGAUAUUGAAGCAAUGCAGUCACGAUUAGCUACUCUCCGUAGCUAAGGGUGAAAUGAAUGUGUACAGUUUGCCUUUUUCUUUUUGUUUUUUUUUUUUGUUUUGGCAAGGGGAUAUUCUAUCUUUAAAAUGCAAAACUUAAUAAGUGGGAAUACUUUCUGUAAUAUAUGUAUUUUUUUUCUUCCUGGGGAUUAUAUUCCCCAAGAACAUUGUAAUAUAUUUCUUCUUGGGGAUUGCAUUCUAUAGAGAUUGUUUUAUCAUUUUCUGUUUGCCUGUAUCACCUGUGAGAAGUUAUGGUGACAUGGCAAUGGUGUUGUAAUGUUAAAAGGUUUCAGAUAGAGAGUCUUUAAAUAUAUUCUUAGCCUCAAGCAGCAGCAGCCUUCCCUUAAAAGGCACUUUGGCUUAAUCUGCUACCAAAAACCUUUUAUGGUAUAAAACCUUUGAUUUCCUGAGUCACUACAAGUUUUAUUAAAGCUGCUUUUAACAGUUACUCCUUUGAGUCAGUUUAGUUUGAUCAUUUCUAACUGUCUUCACAAUUUUAGUUUUUAACCACGGUUGGUUUAAGAGCACUCGCUGCACUUAGGACCUUCACAGCUUACUUGAAGAAAAGCUUUCUUUUAGAGCAGCUGCUGAACAAAUUCUCUUCCAACUAUGCCCAAGCAUCACGUGUUCCCUGGAGUCUUGUUUAGCCCAGCCAGCAUCAGGCUGCUGAGCCUGCUGGGUGGCAUUCCUUCGGAGAUGGGGUAGUGUUUGCUUAAAGAUCUGCAGCAGGUAAGAACUUCUACUUACGUGUAACAGAAUACUAGUCCUGCCUUGCACUGACAGGAGAGCCAAUGCUGCUCCCUGAAGUCUAAGGGGACAGCAGUUUCUUGCAUGAGAACAACUGAUUGCUCAGCUGCCCUGUAUUUUCUUCCUUUCUCUUUAUUCAAAUGACACUGUGCUUUACCUGCUGCUCUCCAGGAGCUUCUCCAGAAGCAGCUGUGCUCCAGGUAAGUGACUGGAAAAAGUUUCCAAGAGGUGCUGAUCUCCCUGGCCCUGUGAUUCAACAGGCCACAGAACUGGACUAGUGCAGGGGACACAGCUCUAGUAGAUGCUUCUCUGGGAGAUGAGUACAAGCCCUGCCUGAGCUCCUCAGGUUGCUCUCUGCUUUUGAUCUUGGCCACCUUUGGCAGUGGAAGCACAGGAGCCCAGCCCAUUGCUUUAUCUCUUACUUUAGGAUACUUGUGAAGAAGUCGUCUGUCUAACAGGGGCUAGAAGAGAAAUGACAGCCCUGCCAGCUCCUGCAACAGUUCUGUGCUUUACACAGAAACUGAAUGAUGGCAGUAACUCUGCAAGGCAGACUGACAGCACCAAUAAAAGUGAUACACAAACUA
Struthio camelus australis is the source of this 3514-nucleotide messenger RNA. The record is from RefSeq and is a predicted model, not a curated record. NCBI's taxonomy places the organism in Eukaryota, Metazoa, Chordata, Aves, Struthioniformes, Struthionidae.